AUGCCUGAAAACUCUGUAAAUAAUCAAAAUGGAAAAUUAGUUGUUGAUGAAAGAAUAAGAGAUCAAGAAAAUAUUCCUAAUAAAUUUAUAAACAAUUAUCAAAGUACUAAUUCUAUUCAUUCUGAUAAUAUUGAAGUUCAUGUUUGUAAGAAGAAGGGAAGAACGGCUUCAUAUUUUAAUGUACUUUUUAGUGGAUUUGCUUUAUUAUCAGAUGGUUAUCAAUCAGGCGUAAUUAGUUUUGUUAACCUUUUUCUGACUAAAAUUUAUGGCACUGAUGUCUUUAAUGCUAGUAUGAAAUCUCGUUUAUCUUAUGCUAUGUUUGUAGGUGCUAUUGUAGGUCAACUAGGCUUCGGUCUUAUAAUUGAUCGUGUCGGACGUAAGAUUGGUCUCAUUGCUACUACACUUCUUGUCAUUAUAGGCGCUGCUUUAUCUUGUGCUUCAAAUGGAACUUCUGUAAAUGGGAUGCUUUGGAUGAUGAUCAUUUCCAGAGGUAUUCUUGGUGUUGGUGUAGGUGGUGAAUAUCCUUGUAGUUCUGUUUCUGCAGGUGAAUCUGCAGAUGAAGUUGCUCCUGGUAGACGUGGCGGUUUAUUUGUUAUGGUAACCAAUUUUGUAAUUGAUUUUGGCUAUGUUAUAUCUGCUAUUAUUCCAGUGAUUUUAUUAGCCAUUUUUAAAGAUCAUUUAGAACCUGUCUGGCGUCUCUGCCUUGGUUUUGGUGUUGUACCACCUUUGUCUGUUUUAUACUUUCGACUCAAGAUGGCAGAUUCUGAACAUUAUCGUAAAGGAGCAAUGAAGAAAAAAGUGCCUUAUUUUCUUAUUUUCAAAAAAUAUUGGUUCCGUAUCCUUCUUAGUUCUGGUUUAUGGUUUAUUUAUGAUUUUAUUUCCUAUCCCAGCGGAGUAUUUUCAUCUAUUAUUAUUAAUAGUGUAGCUAAUGGUGAAUCUACUAUUUCUGUAGUUGCUUGGAAUAUCCUUCUUUAUUCAUUCUAUCUUCCUGGUUGUCUUGCAGGUGCUUAUUCAGUUGAUCGUAUUGGUCGUAGAAAGACUCUAUCUUUUGGUUUACUUGCUCAAGGUAUUGUAGGUAUAAUUCUUGGUGGUGUUUAUGAACCCUUAUCAAAGAAUUGUAUGCCCAUGUUUAUUAUUAUGUACGGUAUAUUCUUAGCAUUAGGAGAAUAUGGACCGGGCCCUACAAUGGGUCUAAAUGCGAUGGAACUAUUCCCCACAGCAGUAAGAGGCACCUGUUAUGGUAUUGCUGCAGCUGUUGGUAAAGUAGGUGCUACGGUAGGUACAUUAGCUUUCAUACCAAUGGAAAAUGCCAUGGGUGGCUAUCGUGGUCCAUUUUUAGUGAGUAGUGGUAUUGCGGUUGCAGCUAGUUUUAUUGCAUGGUUUCUUCUUCCAGAGAUUGGACCAGAUGGAUUAAUCAAAGAAGAUAUCGAUUUUCGCGAAUAUCUUGCUCAAAACAAUUACGAUGUAAAUAAUAUUGGUAUAGAAGAUAGUCGACAAUUUGAAAUAGUACACUAUGAUAACAAAAGCUCUUCAGAUUCAGUUAAGUCUUAA
Messenger RNA from Cokeromyces recurvatus, 1551 nucleotides. RefSeq names its product major facilitator superfamily domain-containing protein. The record is from RefSeq and is a predicted model, not a curated record. The coding region runs from base 1 to 1551 and encodes 516 amino acids. Lineage: Eukaryota; Fungi; Mucoromycota; Mucoromycetes; Mucorales; Mucoraceae. The transcript is spliced from 5 exons. Gene Ontology annotation, cellular component: plasma membrane. Gene Ontology annotation, molecular function: carboxylic acid transmembrane transporter activity. Gene Ontology annotation, biological process: carboxylic acid transport; transmembrane transport.